This is a messenger RNA of Aegilops tauschii subsp. strangulata, 1005 nucleotides long. RefSeq names its product F-box protein At3g07870-like. Lineage: Eukaryota; Viridiplantae; Streptophyta; Magnoliopsida; Poales; Poaceae. The record is from RefSeq and is a predicted model, not a curated record.
AUGCAGAGCCACCCCAUGGCCCUCAUCUGGAACGUCAACUCCACCACUGCCUACGUCCUUGGCGACAGCUACCUCACAUCGUCUGCUAUGGAAUCCUGCAGAAAGCUGUGGAAGUGGGAGAGAUUCUCCUAUUUUCAUGAGUCUAAAGAUGUGCACCUAGUCAGCUCCUGCAAUGGCCUGAUCUGCCUGUGCGACAACAAGGAGUGGACCGGUGGCGCGGUCACGGUUGUCAAUCCGGCCACCGGUGACACACUGCCUGUCCCGCCGCUGCCGGUCUCUAAAUUGUCCGUCAGGAGCCAUGGGGCAAAGAUAUGGCAGGAGGCGUACAACUUUGCGUACCAUCCGACAACGGGGAAGUACAAGGUGGUGCACGUCCCAUGCAAAUGUGAUCCGAUCUUCGUGUUCAAAACCGUGCAGGUGUUCACGCUGGGGGAGAAGACGUGGCGGGACGUGCCGGCCCCUGCCAACGCGAGGUGCAAGCUUGCAGUGGGUAUUGUCAGUAUCGACGGCAUGACGCACUUGGUAAGGACGGGCAGCCGACGGACGGUUGUGUCGUUUGAUCUGGACGCCGAGUGCAUCGUCUCCACCACAGGGCUGCCCCCGCUGCCGGACAGACGUGAGAGCUACCAACUGACUGCAGUGCACGGAAGGUUGGGCCUUGUGACAACAUCCCAGGACGUGUGGGUUUUGGAGAACCGGAGGAGGUGGAGCCAUAGGUAUAACCUGGGGCACCGUGUCCCGCUGCCCCAGUUCGUAUACGGUGAGCAUGUCAUUACAUGGCAAGGACGGUCGUUUUACACACACCAGCUAAGAAGCGGGCCAUUGUCGGCAGGUUGGAGGCAGAGAUCCAAGUCCGAUAACACCAUGGUGCGGAUCGGCCGCCGGGACGAGGGCAUGCUGGUCGCAUACAUGAACUGCAACAACUACCAGAUGUUCGCCUAUGUAAAGACCAUGGAGCCACUCAGUGUUUACUCGACAAAUUAUAGUACUCCCUCGGUCCCAUAG